This is a messenger RNA of Talpa occidentalis (Iberian mole), 4582 nucleotides long. RefSeq names its product AGBL carboxypeptidase 3 (gene AGBL3). The transcript is spliced from 20 exons. The record is from RefSeq and is a predicted model, not a curated record. Gene Ontology annotation, molecular function: zinc ion binding; metallocarboxypeptidase activity. Lineage: Eukaryota; Metazoa; Chordata; Mammalia; Eulipotyphla; Talpidae. Bases 447 to 3425 code for a protein of 992 amino acids. Gene Ontology annotation, biological process: proteolysis.
CUCAUUGCCCCAGUCACUUCAUGGGUUAAGCCCACACCAAACAAACUCAAAAUGAUACUACAUAAAAGAAAUUCUCUUCCCAGCACAACUCACCUUUGGCCAUGUUGCUCAAGUAAACUUUCCUCUUCGUCCUCAUUCUAGCAACUGAGCUUUUUGGAGUAUUUUGGCUUUUCUUUUUCUCUUUUGAUUUGAUUUCUAUUAUAUUGCUUUUAGAUAAAUUCGUCAAAAAGUUGGAGGAGAAAAGUCAUUGCGGGAAUAUGGCUACCUUCCCUGCAAGCAGAAGGUGGCUAUAUAAGAAGUCUGUCCAGUAACCUUCUCUGAUUAAAAUCAAAGGGAAGGGGAACAGAAAUGCAGAGCAACAGGAAAUCCUUGGUUAGUCCAGGUCUUACUUCCACUCUGAGCCAAUCUACAUAAUAAGAGAGAUUUUGAGCCAAACACUGGGAGAAAUGUCAGAAGACUCAGAAAAGGAAUACUAUACAGACAUCAGUGAUGAAGAUGAAUCAGAUGAGGAUACCUUCUUGAAAUUUGUGAGUGAAGAUAUCCACCCAUGUGCACUUUUAGCAGCUGACUCUUUUAGUGAUCCGUUUUUCCCCCGAACUACACAGAUAUUGUUGGAAUAUCACCUAGGACAAUGGGUGCCACGUCUCCGUGAACCCCGAGAUUUAUAUGGUGUUUCCUCUUCUGGUCCAUUGAGCCCAACACGGUGGCCUUACCAUUGCGAAGUCAUCGACGAAAAAGUUCAUCAUAUAGACUGGACUCCCUAUCCUGAGCCUGUGUACACCCCAACAGGCCUAGAGAUAGAACCCUUUUAUCCACACUCCAAGGAAGACACUGUGGUUUAUCUUGCUGAAGAUGUUUACAAAGAGCCCUGCUUUGUGUAUUCCCGAGUUGGCGGCAACCGGACACCCCUGAAACAACCUGUGGAUAACUGUGACCAUACUUUGAUGUUUGAAGCAAGGUUUGAGAGUGGUAAUCUACAGAAGGUAGUCAAAGUGGCAGAGUAUGAGUACCAGCUGACUGUGCGUCCAGAUCUCUUCACAAACAAACACACCCAGUGGUACUAUUUCCAAGUCACUAACACCCAAGCAGGAAUCAUCUAUAGAUUCACAAUCAUCAAUUUCACCAAGCCUGCUAGUCUCUACAAUCGGGGUAUGCGCCCACUGUUUUAUUCUGAAAAAGAUGCCAAGGCCCAUAAUAUUGGUUGGCAGAGAAUAGGAGACCAAAUCAAGUACUAUCGCAACAACAUCGGGCAAGACGGGCGCCACUAUUUCUCUCUCACCUGGACAUUUCAGUUUCCACACGACAAAGACACCUGCUACUUUGCUCAUUGCUACCCAUACACUUACACCAACCUGCAGGAGUACCUUUCUGGCAUCAAUAAUGAUCCAGUACGGUCAAAGUUUUGCAACAUACGUGUCCUGUGCCACACGAUUGCUCGGAACAUGGUGUAUGUCUUGACCAUCACCACCCCCUUGAAGAACUCAGACUCAAGAAAGCGAAAGGCCGUGGUUCUGACAGCCAGGGUGCACCCCGGGGAAACCAACAGCUCUUGGAUGAUGAAAGGCUUCCUAGAUUAUAUUUUAGGAGACUCAAGCGAUGCACAGCUGCUUCGGGACACCUUCGUCUUCAAGGUGGUGCCCAUGCUGAAUCCGGACGGUGUGAUCGUGGGGAAUUACAGGUGCUCUUUGGCAGGGCGAGAUUUGAACCGCAGCUACACGUCUGUCAUGAAGGAGUCGUUCCCUUCGGUCUGGUACACCCGGAACAUGAUCCGCAAGUUAAUGGAGAAGAGAGAGGUUAUUUUAUAUUGUGACCUUCAUGGCCACAGUAGGAAAGAGAACAUCUUCAUGUAUGGCUGUGAUGGUGGUGACAGAUGUAAAGCAUUGUACUUACAGCAACGAAUCUUCCCACUGAUGCUCAGCAAAAAUUGUCCAGAUAAAUUUUCAUUCACAGCUUGCAAGUUUAAUGUUCAGAAGAGCAAAGAGGGAACGGGAAGAGUAGUGAUGUGGAAAAUGGGAAUCAGGAACAGCUUCACCAUGGAGGCCACUUUUUGUGGAUCUACUCUGGGUAAUAAACGAGGUACUCAUUUCAAUACAAAAGACUUGGAGUCAAUGGGAUAUCAUUUUUGUGAUUCUCUCUUGGACUUUUGCGAUCCAGACCGAACCAAGUAUUAUCAGUGCCUGAAAGAGUUAGAAGAAAUGGAAAAGCAUAUAAGCUUAGAAAAAUCCCUUGAUGACUCAGAUGCUUCUCUGAAAGAAAUUACACUGGAUCUAGAGUCUAGUAGUCGAGGCUCUGACAGUUCAGACUCCAACGAUUCUCAGACUUACCUUCUCAAGUUCACUUCUCAGAUAAAGAAAAAUAAAAAAUAUCUAAAAACAAAGAAGGAAAGAAAUUCUGCCAUAGCAAGUCAUCGAAAUGCCAGAAGAGAGCAAGAGGUUUGCAAUAAAGGAGAAAUUGUGCAAAAAGAACAAAAAUCGAAUUCUGAUGCGAAAGAUACAAGGCCAAAUGACUCUGAUGAUUGUAUAUUUGAUUUUUUCAGAACACAGUUCCCUACUCAAACUUUGAGGUUACAUAGCAGUUGUUUGAAGAUAUGGGAAGACCAGAGAAGUUUUCUCAAAAAAGUGAAAAUGCCUAGACAGACUCCUUCUUGGCUUUUGAAAAGAUAUUUGAGCUCCCGCUGUGCGAAUCAGAGGCUUAACAAAGACCAACAAAGACAAUUAUCAGGAACCAGUGAGAAGCCACGCCAGGAUAUAAAUCAGCCCAAGAGCAGUGAUUUGUAUGGAAACUGUUUCAAAGUGACAGCCUUAAAGUGCCCUGUGCGCAAACAAAAUCCCAGUUGGAAUGAGAAGAAAAAGAUACCAACAGAAGAUUCACAUCAGGACUUGAAAAGCAAAAUGAAAGAAUGUGCAUCUUUCCAAAGUAAGAAGACUGAUGUAAAUUGGACAGAUGAUGAAAAAAGAAUCUACAGGGAUACAAAAAUAGCUCAAACGCAAGAAAUAUUGCAGUAUUUGUUCCCUAUCAUGGAAAGUACUAAAAAAGCACAAACGACUCAGAUAAAACAGAAACUGAAUCCAAAAAUCAACUUCCAAAACAAGUAUCGACAAAAGUCAGCUACUAAUACAAAUACAAAGAAAUACUGCACAUCUUGGACAAUGCCCAGAAAUCCCCCUUUUAUAGACCAAGGGAAUCUUAUAGUAAGUUCUACAGAAUGGCUCAAGUCUGAGUCCCAGAGGUCAUUUGAAAGUCUGGCACCUUUCAAAGAGCACAAGAAAAGGAAAACACACCCUCAAAUCAAGUCCAGAAAGACUAAGUGUAUGCAACCUUUUAUCAGCAAAUGGGAGGCUGAGCCUGUGGAUAUUGUCAAAGGCAAGAGUCUGCAAACCGAAGAAUCCAGGCAACAAAGCUCUCUGCAUAUAUCCCCCAUCUAACUACAAGUAAGGAUGGUAGACAACCCACUUUCCAUUUAAAGUUCCCAAAGGACAAAUAAUCUGGCUUUAUGCUGUUUUGAAAACUGUGAAUGAAAGAUAACAUAUGCUUAUGUAGUAAAAAGAACAAGAAAAGCACUUCCUGCCCCUCGGUCCCCAUCCCACAUACACGUAUGCAUAUGCUAAGCUGUAAACCCUAGAGACCCCAUCCUUAGUGGGGCCAUGUUUCACAGAUUUCAAAAGAAAUCCAGAGAAAAUUUAAAAACAUGUCGGUAUCAAUAUUUCAUUUUUGUCAGGAUAAGAAAAAAAUCUAUGAACUUUUUAUUGCUUCCAAAAUGAUGGAUGUAUGCAGCGUAUACACACAAAACAUCCUAUGAACUCGAGGAAAGAGUGACAUGUACUGUCUCUUGAGUUUUACCUUUCUUCCUACUAAACACUUGAAUAAUGAAUCAUUCAGCAAAUAUCAUUUCCUGAAUUUCUGUUACAUCUUUGGUGUGCUAGAAACCGUUGGUAAUAUAAAAGCUAUUUCUUCACUCGAGAUUGCUGUAUAAUUACACCUAUAAAAAUACCGUGACUAACAUAGCUACAGAGUACGAGUGCAUAGUAAAGGGCUAAGUUGUAGACCUCCCACCAUUAGAGAAAAUGCUAUGUCUUAAAAGAUCCUAAUUGUACAGAGCAAAGGUGUGGCACAAAAUAGCAGUAAAAUGGAAAGGCAUAGAUCAUAGUUUCAAAUUGUCAUUUUACUUAUCAAAAUUUAGCAAAAAUAUAAGAAAUGCGCAGUUUCCUUUAGAGCCGAUGGGUGUACAGCUCCAGGCAUUUAUCCUGUGGAAGGAAGUAGAGCAUCUCAGAGUCAGCCAUUCGUAGACUGAGCACUGGCGACAUGCCCCAUGGGGGGUGCGGAGUCCCAAGGAUGUCAGGGAAAUAAGCAAAGAUGGAUGUGAAAAAAGCAGUCAAGCAGCCUAGACCACAGGGCAAUCGUGGCAUCCUCUGCAGGAUGAGGCCAAGCAGAAUCCCGGUGAGGGAGCUGGGCUACCUUAAAGUGACAGGCACAAGCAUAAUUAGGUCCUGGUAGCAAGACAAAGUAGGAUGAUCUGAGGCUAAAUAGCUUUUUCAACAAUAUUUGCAGUAGCCAAAAGGGCUACGGAGAGUUCAUUGGGAUA